UUUGCUGCAAAUGUAAUUCACUCUCAAGUCUCAACCAAUAUUCGUUUAUUUUCAAUCUCUGAGCCAGUAGAGAGAGAAAGGUCGCGCAAUUGUGCGGGUUGCAGAGUAAAAGGGGAGGAGGAAUGAGAAGGAGAUGAAGAGAGAGAAAGUAGCAUCGCUGGUAAUGGAGGAGAAUCACGAGGAAGAAGCAGAAGAGGCAACUGGCACGAAGAAGAAGAGGAAGAUGAAGAAGAAGAGAGAGAAACUAGAAGAGCAUCCAGCUCAAGGGGAAACCCUAGCUCAAGAGGAGACGUCACGUGGAAGAACGAAGAGCAAGACAGAGAAGGGGAAAUUGAGGGCUCAGGAUGAAGCCCUGGAGAGAGGGUUGCACAGAGGAAGUGCAGGAGAGAAGUCCACAGAGAAGAAGAGGAGGGAAAAAGGCAAUUUAAUGGGUCAUCGGGAAACCCCAGAAAGAGAAUUGAGGAGUUGCGAUACAAAGGGAAAAUCCAAAGAGAAGAAGAAGAGAGAGAAAGGGGAACGAGAUGCAGUUACAGAGCAGAAGUUUGAAAAGAAGAAGACAGAGAAACACCGAAUGCUCGAUCAGCUGGAAAUCCUAGAUAGUGGAACACAGGGAGCAGCUGCGGAGGACGAAUCAAGAGAGAAGAGCAAGAGAGAGAAAGGGGGAUCUUCGGCUCAUGUUGAAACCCUAGCCCGUGAGAUUCACAAGGAAGAUGAAGAGAUGAACGAGAAGAAGAGAAAGAAGAAAGAGAAACGAGAAAGGGAAGCUGGGGAAGAAACCCUUGCUUUGGAGUUGCAGAGAACAGAUGCAGAGGACAACUCUGAAACUACGAAGAAGAGAGAGAAAGGUCACAUUUUAGAGAAAAAUAAUAAGAAAAAUAGGAGGGGUAAAGAAAAAUGUCCAAGCCAAAAGGAAACCCUUCCCUCUGAGAACAUUGAAAAGAAGAAGAAGAGAGAGAAAGAAAAAUCACCAACUGAAAUGGAGGGCUCUGAAAAAAAGAAGGGAGAGAAUGGAGAAUUUUCAGUUGAAUUGGAGACUUUAGACAAUGAAAUGACAAGACCGACAUCAGACAGGAAGAAGAAGAGGAAGAUAAAAGAGACAGAGAGAAAAGAGUACUCUGAAACCAUAUCCAAUGAAACACAUAGACUGAAUGCAGAGGAGGAGAUGGAUACAGGGCCAAUUGAAAGCUUGAGUGAGAAAGACCGAAGAUACAACAUGGAAGAGAAGAUUGAGAAGAAGAAGAAAAAAAGAAGAGAGAGAGAGAAGAAUAGAGAGAGAAGAAUAGAAAAAAAGAAGAGAGAGAGAGAAGAAUUGAAAAAAAAGAAGAGAGAGAGAGAAGAAUUACCAUCUGAAGGAACCAAGAAAGCCAAAAAAGUGAGAUUUUCUGAUGAAGUAGAUAUGAUAGAGAUACCAAACAGAAGUGGUCUGGUUCAAGGCAAACGUUUCUCUCCUGAGGAAGAUGAACUAAUAAAACAAGCUGUCUCUGAUUAUAUCGAGGAGCGUGGAUUAGGUGAGGUUGGUGAGGAUAUGGUUUAUAAUAGUGGACGCCAUAAAGAGACAUGGAACUGUUGGAAAGAAAUUGCUGCAAGUUUACCGUGGAGACCUGUAAAGAGUGUCUAUGUGCGGGCACAUGUUUUAAGAGAAAGGUCUGAACUGCGCAAAUGGAGUGCUGAAGAAAUUGAGACCCUCAAAAGGCUCCACCAAGAGCAUGGAAAUCAGUGGAAGAAAAUGGCGGUGGAGCUUAGCAAACAUAGGUGUCAUGUAAAAGACACCUGGCGGAGGAUAAGGUUGGAAAACAGGAAAAUGGGGCACUGGUCUCAAGAUGAGUAUCAAAAGUUAUUCGAUUUGGUCAAUGCGGAUUUGGAAAAAAAUGUCCACAGGGAAAAAAAUACGAAAUAUGGCAUGUUGCGAGAUAAUAUAUCUUGGGGAGCGAUUAGCGAUGAACUUUCUACUCGAAGUAUGUGCUUUUGUUGUGACAAAUGGUAUGAUCAGUUGGUGUCUCGCAUGGUAAAAGAUGGGAUUUGGGAUAAUGCAGAUGAUCAGAGAUUGCUCAAAGGACUUUUGGAGUCAAAUGCUUGUUGUGUGGAAGAAGUCGAUUGGGAUGAUCUUAUAGAGAACAGGGAUGGCCAAACUUGUCGUAGACGUUGGCAACAGAUGACGAAACACAUUGGGAAGAAUCGGAUUAAACCAUUCCUAGAGCAAGUACACCUUCUUGCGAGCCGAUAUUCUCCUAAGCUAUUGGAGGACCCAAUUGUUUGAGAAAUCUCCCUCUCUCUGUUUGAGAAUUCUCCCUCUCUUUCUCACAUGUUACAUGUGUAUGAAAUUCUAAUAUGUGGAUUCAUGUGCUCAAACACACACACACUCAUGUUAGAUGCAAUAACAAAUGCGAAUUUGUGUUAAUGUGCUCAAGCACGAGCAGAUGUGUGCGUUUUUCAAAUUCUCCCGAUAGUGGAAUGAGUAAUGUACAUUUUCGGAUGAGAGCAUAUUAUCAACUGUAAAUUUAUUUAUCUAUGUGCUCAAAUAUAAGUACCUGGACGCUUCUCUCUC
This is a messenger RNA of Amborella trichopoda, 2545 nucleotides long. The record is from RefSeq and is a predicted model, not a curated record. Lineage: Eukaryota; Viridiplantae; Streptophyta; Magnoliopsida; Amborellales; Amborellaceae.